Physella acuta is the source of this 1764-nucleotide messenger RNA. Its product is annotated as alpha-ketoglutarate-dependent dioxygenase alkB homolog 7, mitochondrial. Gene Ontology annotation, biological process: DNA damage response; fatty acid metabolic process. The record is from RefSeq and is a predicted model, not a curated record. Gene Ontology annotation, cellular component: mitochondrial matrix. Lineage: Eukaryota; Metazoa; Mollusca; Gastropoda; Physidae.
CGUAAGUGAAAGUAGAAUCUAGUCUAGAAUCUAGAUCUAUAUCUUGACCUAGGCAAAGUGAAGUGAAAUAAUAGCGAAAGUUGAAUAUGGUUGGCUAAGGUGAAACUAUAAAGACAGAUGGAAAAUAUAUAUCAAGCAUGUUUGUUUAUUUUUCAACGGUCCACUCAAAGAACUUUACUUGGCCAUUAUUUCCUCAAUCCCCCCACUGCGGCAGUAAAAAGUUUGAGUCAAUCUACAUCCACCUUUAUCCAGCUAAAGAGCAGAAAAAAAGAAUGCCUUAUCUCCCCUCCAACAGUGCGGUGUUCCUCGACUCAUGAAAGCUCCUCCGUACAAAGCCCGAGUUACUUGGAUGCUAGAGACCCUAGUAUUAUGAACAUACUAGUUCGUGAUAUGAAAGUGCACAACGACUUUCUGUCAGAAGAAGAAGAAACUUCUUUGCUAGAUGAAGUGGAGAGAAGUUUGAAGAGACAGAGGUACCUCACUGAUCACUGGGACGAUGCUAUCCAUGGCUACAGAGAGACAGAAAAGUUGACGUGGAGUGAGAAAAAUACAAAAAUCAUUGAGCGCUUUCGUCAACAAGUUUUCAGCAAGGACGAUGUCCCUCUCCCUCAUGUACACAUCUUAGAUAUUUCUAAAGAAGGCUUUAUUAAACCACAUGUGGAUGCUAUUAGAUUCUGCGGUGAUACCAUCGCUGGCCUCUGCCUACUUUCAUCUUGUGUCAUGCGGCUGGCUCUGGAGAAAGACAGCUCUAAAUAUGGCGAUGUGUACCUACCUCGUCGCUGCUUAUAUGUCAUGAGGGGUAGGGCAAGGUAUGAGUUGACUCAUGAAGUCCUGAAAAGUGAGGAGUCUGUUUUGUAUUUCAGGGGUAGGGCAAGGUAUGAGUUCACUCAUGAAGUCCUGAAAAGUGAGGAGUCUGUUUUCAAACACCAGAUAGUCCCACGAGACCGGCGGAUUUCCAUCAUUUGUAGGAAUGAACCAGAUGCAGUUGAAUAAUUUCUAUCUACAGUCAUAAACAUUCCAGAAGGAUUAAUAUGCAGCUGGUCUUAAAGAAAUUUGGCUACACAGAUAGAAACAAUGCUGUGUUGACCCCACCUGUUUUGACCCCACCUUCAUUGAUCACCAAAAGAAAAUUAGUACCAAAACAAGCAGUCAUUGAACUGUUCUAAUUUGGUUUUGGCAUAGAUCUAUAUAUUUCUAUGGUGCCAUCCUUAUGGCCUUGACUAAUUCUGACGUUGUAUAGUUUGUCAAAUCUUUGAUGUCUAUAAUUAUAGUGCUAACUUAAAAAUGUGAUUUGUUACUGUUGAAAAUUAUGAAAAAGAAUAACAAUUCUUAUUUGAUGUAUAGUGUAUUUGAUUCAAAGCUUAUUAUUAUAACUAUUUAUAUUUUUUUAAUUUUCUAGUUUUUUUUUUUUUUUGCAUUAAGAUAAUGUAAAGAUGUAAAAUAAAAUCAUGAGAAAGUUUAGUAAGUCAAAAGAUAGUAUACAAGUACAAAGCUAAUCCUCACCCUUCUGUUAUAUAGAUCGCAAUCAACUCAUCAUAAUACAAAUUUAAGUUUAAAAAUAAAACCAAGAAAAAGUACGUUGGGGUUUAAAUAUGGAUAUUGUAACUUCAAAUUAAAAUAAAAACUUUUUAAAAUGUCCAAAAAAUACAUGUUGGCUGAUGUUUGAUUAGGUUUCUAUGACAACAAACUAAAAGUAUACUGCAAGCUGUGAGAUAAAAAUGUCAUGUAAAAGACCGUGGUUUUCACUUGGUUCACAGAAACAUG